ACAUUUCUCAUUUGUUGUUUUGGAACUUCUUGGAGCCGCUCAAAAAUCUUUGGAAUCAAAAUAAUAAGAAAAUUAAAAUAAAAAAUAAUGGAAAACAUCGAUGGAGAUGACCCCAAAGAGUAUCGCUGGGAAACUGGCUACGAAAAGACAUGGGAAGCAAUAAAAGAAGACGACGAUGGACUCCUGGAUGGUGUCAUAGCCGACAUCAUCUCAAAAGCCAAACGUAAGCGCCAAGCAGAGAAAACUAUUAAAAACCGUUUGGGAAUGAUGAGACACUUGUAUCUGGUCUUAGAUUGUUCCGAAGCCAUGACAAUGCCCGACUUGAAACCAACUAGAUUCUUAUGCACAUUGAAGCUUUUAGAGAUUUUCAUAGAAGAAUUCUUCGAUCAGAACCCAAUUAGCCAAAUGGGAAUCAUAACGUUGAAAGCUAAACGAGCUGAAAAGAUUACAGAUUUAACUGGAACUGCUCAGUGUCAUAUGGAUGCUAUUAAAAGUUUAAGUAAACUUACCUUAACUGGAGAGCCAUCACUCCAGAAUGGACUUGAUUUGGCCAUGAAAACACUAAAAGUUGUUCCUUCUCAUGCAAGUCGAGAGAUUCUCGUCAUCAUGGGCAGUCUAACGACUUGUGAUCCUGUUGACAUUAAUCAAACCAUUGAAGCUCUUAAAAACGAAAGUGUUCGCUGUUCGGUGAUCAGUUUGUCGGCAGAGAUUCAUGCCUGCCGGAGAUUAACAAUGGAGACGAAUGGUACUUUUGGAGCUGUUCUGGAUGAUUGCCAUUUCAAAGACCAACUCCUUGCCUUCGUCGAUCCACCAACUGCUGCUCAGCUGCAAGAAAAUUCCCUCAUCAAAAUGGGUUUUCCUCAUACCAAAGUCGAGGAGGGCAAGGAUCCUGCGUUGACUAUGUGCAUGUGUCACGUUGACAAUGCUGAUGAACCGAGUAAACUGACUUCUGGUGGAUUCCACUGUCCACAGUGUUACAGUAAAUACUGUGAACUGCCAGUAGAAUGCCUGAUAUGUGGGCUAACUUUGGUUUCAGCGCCUCAUUUAGCACGUUCCUAUCAUCAUUUAUUCCCGGUGAUGCAUUUCACUGAAACCGAAUUCAACAAUCAAGCUACGCAAUGUUUUGCGUGUCAGAAACUUUUCCCUGCGCCAAAUGAAAAAUUCAUUUAUCACUGUGGGACAUGUUCUCAGUACUACUGUUCCGAUUGCGAUGUUUUCAUUCACGAUACUAUGCAUACGUGUCCGGGUUGUAAUACGAUACCGGGAAUUGCAGAGAUGGUCGCUGCAAGAAAACCUGUAGCGCCUAAGUAUUAAGAGAUAAAUAAGUUCAAAAUGUGCUACACCAUCAAAUGGUGAUAAGAAUUUAUCAAGUUAAUAAAGAAACGAAAGCAAUUU
Molecule: messenger RNA, 1395 nt
Organism: Episyrphus balteatus (marmalade hoverfly)
Lineage: Eukaryota; Metazoa; Arthropoda; Insecta; Diptera; Syrphidae
Gene: Ssl1
Product: general transcription factor IIH subunit 2
Exons: 4
Coding region: 88-1314 (408 amino acids)
Biological process (GO): DNA-templated transcription; nucleotide-excision repair; regulation of transcription by RNA polymerase II
Cellular component (GO): transcription factor TFIIH holo complex; transcription factor TFIIH core complex
Molecular function (GO): zinc ion binding
Source: RefSeq, a predicted model, not a curated record